Cricetulus griseus (Chinese hamster) is the source of this 4250-nucleotide messenger RNA. NCBI's taxonomy places the organism in Eukaryota, Metazoa, Chordata, Mammalia, Rodentia, Cricetidae. The record is from RefSeq and is a predicted model, not a curated record.
AGGUAGACUGAACAAGCCAUGAGGAGCAAGCCAGUAAGCAGCACCCCUCCAUGGCCUCUGCAUCAGCUUCUGCCUCCGGGUUCUUGUCUUGUUUGAGUUCCUACCCUGAUUUCUUCUAGAGAUGGACUGCGAUGUAGAAUUGUAAGCCAAAUAAACCCUUUCCUCCCAAACUUGCUUUUUGGUCAUGGUAUUUCAUUGUAGCAAUAGAAAUCCUAAGCCAAGUUGGUAUCAGGAUUAUCGGGUGUUGCUGUGACAGACCUGACCAUGUUGUUUGGGAGGAUUGUGGAAGGACUUUAGAACUUUGGGCUAGAAAAGUCACUGAGUAUUGAGGGCUGUCUGUCAGAGCUUGGAAGAUAGAAUGUUGUGAGCAGUACACAAGAUGGAGGCCUGGCUUGUGACGUUUCAGAGGGAAGCAAGGGUUCUACUAAGCCGUUUGGGUUAAGAAUCUGUGCUUCUAGUCGGCUGGGCCUGAAGAAUCAGCUGUGAUUUAACAAGAUAACCUUUGCUUUGAUCUGACAAUGGAUGCUGGUCAGUGGGGACUGAAGAAUCAGCUGUGAUUGAGAAGAGACCAGCAUCGUUGAGGUGAAAUCUUCAGGGAAGUAUUUCUUCAGGAUCAGCACACAGAAGCUGUGUUCCAGAAGUGGCCAAGGUUGUACCUCUUGUUGACAGCUGACCUUGAUAGUAUGAGUCACCCAGGUGGUGCUGGUUUUGAAGGCAAGAAGGAAGGGGUCAUGGAGAGCAGCUGAGGCCUGGCACUGUGUGGCAGGGCUGGUGUCCCUGAAGAGAGCCCAGGAGAGGCUAUUGGUCAAAGUGCAUCCCAGUUGCAGCAGAAGACCUCCCCCCCCCUAGCAUUUUGGAGAUGCCAGUCCCAGGGGAUAGCCACCAAGAUCAGCAGCAGGAGUGGAUUGGAGCCAGCCGGAGCCUAGAUGACAGUCUUUGUGUGCUGCAGAGGGCAGAGCCACACAAGUAACCCAAGCCCUUUGGAGGAGCCCAGGAGAUUGGACUGAGUGUUGCUAUCCUGGGACCCACCUUUCCAGAUUUGGCAAGGAAUGUGAACCGAAACAUCAGCAGCCUGUCUUUCAUCUUUGUGGGCCGUGCCUCUGGGUAUUUAUGUGGCUCUAUGAUUGGAGGAGUUCUUUUUGGGUGUAUUAAUCACUUUUUACUUUUGGGGGUGUCACUUUCUGCUACCACAGUUGGUCUUUAUCUUACUCCAUUCUGCAAGACAGCAGUCUUACUGGUUAUCAUGAUGUCUGUCUUUGGUAUUUCAAUGGGUCUUCUGGAUACAGGUGGGAAUGUCCUCAUCUUGGAUCUUUGGGGGGAUGAAGGAGCCCCUCACAUGCAGGCCUUGCACUUCAGUUUCGCUUUGGGUGCCUUCCUGGCUCCCCUGCUGGCUAAAUUGGCCUGGGGAACAUCAGCAUCCACUCAGAACCACACAGAGCCUGACUUUGACCUUCUAAUGCUCAACGGAUCCUCUGAAGCCACCUCAGACUCUCUGUUUGCAGUACCUGAGGACAUGAACCUGCUGUGGGCAUAUGCUUCCAUUGGCACGUAUGUUUUAGUGGUGUCUGUCUUUCUGUUUGGUCUGUUUUGUAAAAAAAGCUCAAGGCAGGAAAAAGCCACAGUAUCUGCUCAGGAAGCUCGAAGAGCUAAAUAUCACUGGGCCCUGCUCUGUCUCCUCUUCAUCUUCUUCUUUUUUUAUGUUGGAGCCGAGGUGACCUAUGGCUCGUAUGUAUUCUCCUUCGCCACCACCCAUGUUGGCAUGAAAGAAAGUGAAGCAGCUGGCUUGAACUCCAUCUUCUGGGGGACCUUUGCUGCCUGCAGGGGCCUGGCCAUCUUCUUUGCAACAUUCUUAAAGCCUGGAACUAUGAUUGUGUUGUGCAACAUUGGCAGCCUGACCUCAUCUUUAUUUCUGGUGCUUUUUGACAAGAGCCCUCUUUGUCUCUGGAUCGCAACUUCUGUGUAUGGAGCCUCGAUGGCAGCCACGUUUCCCAGUGGAAUUUCCUGGAUUGAGCAGUACACCAGCAUAAGUGGGAAAUCUGCAGCAUUCUUUGUCAUUGGUGCUGCUCUAGGAGAAAUGGCGAUUCCUGCAAUAAUCGGAAUUCUUCAAGGACACUACCCAGAUCUGCCAGUUGUUCUGUACACGGGUCUGGGGUCGGCCACAUUCACUGCAGUAUUAUUUCCUGUGAUGUAUAAAUUAGCCACCUUACCUCUGGGUCAUCAGCCAAAAGGAAGGAAGAGUGAGGACCAGAGAGCUUUGCUUUCCAGCUCUGAGCUCAACGACUGUGAAGAAGAGAGUGAAGAGGAAGAUGCAGAAAAGUGGAAUGAAAUGGAUUUUGAGGUGGUUGAAAUGAGCGAUCCGAUGCAGGAGUCUGCAAGGGACACGACUGGAGAGGUCCUUAGGGAGCCCACACCUGAGGCUUCUGACCACUUCCUGUCAAAGGCGUACUUUUCAGUCAGUAGCAGCGAUCCUCUUGUGAAUCACCAGGACAAAAGGGACUGACAGAGAGAUGAAUUACUGAAUGACUUCACUGAGUAAUCGACACUUCUCAACCACCUCUCAGGCAGAGCUUUGGCAGACUUUCCACGUGCAUUGGCAAUUGAAAUGUGUGGGGUUCACAGAAAGCAGUGACACUAUUUGAAGUGUAAAAUUCUCAGUCUUCUGUAACCCACUAUUUUUUCUUAUACAGUAGGCUCUUGUUAGAAGACUGUGUUAGGUCCCCACCUGUCAGAAGGCAUUUUCGUGUGAGGAGCUGGGUAGUGUGUCAGUAAAGACACUGUAGAAGAGUGGAGCUACUUGGCUGAGCAAAUGGUCUUACAUCCGGACUCCGCUGGGGGCUUGUGGAGAGUGGGUCACUUGAAAGAGCCAGCUUUGGAAAUGGAAAGAUAUUUUCCUUAAUUUUACCCUCUAUGUAGGGUAGAGCUGAAAAAUACUGCUGUUUCUUAUUUCUAUGAGAAUACAGGUAGGCCAUGAUUUCUAGAUCAAUAUCUAGCUUCCUUCCUGACUUCAUGCUCAUCUUUGACAUAGUCUGGUUUAUUGGGUCUCCUGUGAUUCUAGAAAUGCAAGUGAGAUUAUUUCCAAAUUUUAGAGUUUGGGUUUGUUUUGUUUCUUGAGUCUUACUUUAUAGUCCAGGCUGGCCUGGAAUUUAUUAUGUAGCCCAGGUUGGCCUCUGACUCAACGUCCUGUCUCUGCCUCCUGAAUUUUAUGCUACAGGUAUGUGCCACCAUGCAUGGUGAAACGUGUAAGUUUUAAAGUUGUCUAAUAUUUUUGCUAAAAUAGCCCAUUCAUUUCAAAUGUAAUGUAAAACAAAAGUGAUGGUUUAGCCCUCCGAAUGUGCUUCAGCUUGUGAAAUCCUACAGUUUAGCAAGCAGUUUAGUAGCACCGCUGGAGUCACUGAUCUACAGGAUGUCCCUUUCCCUUACACUCAAGGGUCAUUAUUUAAGUGUUCCAGCAAAUUUUAUUCUUGUUUCCCAUGCAUUUAAAAAAUUUUCCCCAAUUGCUGUAUCAUGUUUGUGUAAUACAGCAGUUUACUGCAUUUCAGAGAUUAUGGUAUUUUUGCUGACACUUUAGAAGAGAGGGUUUAUUUUUAUAUGUGAGUCUAUAUUGUGUUCAGAGGAUUUGGAGACAUUCUGUUGAUUUUAUGUAAUUAUUAUUUUUUUAAUGUUUACUUUUUUUUUUAGUGCUGGUGACUGAACACAGGGCCUUGCACUUGCUAAGCAAGUACUCUGCCACUGGACUAAGUUCCCGGUGUCUUAUGUUUCAAUUAUAGAAGCAGUUACUACGUUGGCAGUAGAGGUGUGGACAGGUCCUUUGGUGCUCAUAGCCUGCCUCAGUAGCAGAGGCUGGGUCUGGGCCUUGCAGUUAGGAUUUGACUCUCACUGGAUUGGGUUAUUAAUCACAUAUGUACUGUAAACCAGGCUAAAAGUUCAGUUUACAAAUGAGGCACCAUCUUUUUUGGUGAUUGGAGAACCUGUGUACCCUCCAGGACUUGUUGAAUUUGAAGUACCUGGAGACCAAAGUAAGGAUGGUGUGAUGGCGUAGGAAAUCAGGAUAAGGGAUGCUGCUGCACAAGUGUGGCAGAACUUUGACCAAUGGCUUGUACCUCUUCUCAAGUUUUAUGCUGAGUGACAAUGAAUUGCUAUUUGAUGGCAAUGUGUUUGCUAAUCUCUUACCAGAUUUUAAAAUUUGCUUUUCUUAAAACAAGUGCUGUGUGUUUUCUUAAAAAAAAUUAAAUUUUUUUUUCUGUGUGUGA